This is a messenger RNA of Armigeres subalbatus, 2030 nucleotides long. RefSeq names its product fatty-acid amide hydrolase 2-like. The transcript is spliced from 5 exons. The coding region runs from base 192 to 1820 and encodes 542 amino acids. Lineage: Eukaryota; Metazoa; Arthropoda; Insecta; Diptera; Culicidae. The record is from RefSeq and is a predicted model, not a curated record. Gene Ontology annotation, cellular component: endomembrane system.
UGAAAGCGGCGACAGCAAGUAGGUAGUUGCUUUUGGAACGAUCUGGUUCCAUCUGUGACGACGGAUACCUUCCAGCUGCUGUCGAAUUGUGGUAGUGUAGUUCGCUGGUUGGUCAUAGCCAUAGUGCACUGAGGUCAAGUGCAUGUAUUAGAUCUGAAAAUUAGAACAGGAACAAACCCGGCUGCAUCAGAAUGUCCACCAGUAGUGACAAACGAGGAAGCCGGAAUAAACGGAACAAACCGAACCAAAUAAUGAUGGACAUAGCAUAUAGCGUAGUGUUCAACAUUUUCGUUAUAAUACAUCUGCUAAUUGAUAAACUGGUUGAGCUGGUGUUAAAAUGGUACUGGGGGCCGAGUCGCGCACGAUGUCCACCGCUGCAACGGAAACGUAUCAUAGUGACCUACAGUGCGCAAGAGCUUGCCAAAAUGAUCCGAACCAAAGAAGUGACCUGCCUCGAAGUUGUCACCGCCUACAUCGAUCGUCUGAAUGAAGUUAAUCCGGUGGUGAAUGCCGUAAUCGAUGGGCCAUUCAUUGAGGCACUAGAGGAAGCCAAAGCGAUUGACGAUCGCCUACAGCGGGGGCUCAUUUCGGACAAUGAAUUUGUCGAAAAGCCCUUCCUGGGGGUGCCUUUCACCACCAAGGACAGUACCGCCGUUAAGGAUAAGCUGCAUACACUCGGUAUUACCGCGCGCAAAAACGUGAAGGCCAAAGAAGACGCCGAAUGUGUUAAGCUUAUGAAGGAAGCUGGAGCUAUCAUUAUUGCUACGACGAGCAUCCCGGAAAUAAAUCGAUGGCAAGAAACGAGAAACAAUCUGAUCGGCCAGACCAAUAACCCCUAUGAUAGCCGACGCACUGUCGGGGGCUCUAGCGGAGGAGAAGGAGCUCUUAUUGCAGCGUGCGGCACUGCCUUCGGAUUAGGAACCGAUAUUGGAGGUUCCAUCCGAAUGCCAGCGUUCUACUGUGGAAUAUAUGGUCAUAAGCCGUCGACCAAUAUUGUCAACACUCGGGGCUGCUCCCUACGUACCGGCAGGGAAGCUACCACGAUGGUUGUAGCCGGACCGAUGACUCGCUUCGCUUCCGAUUUACGGCCAAUCAUGAAGAUCCUAGUUGGACCAAAAUCAUCUCAACUCCUUAAGUUGGACGAAAAAACUGAUUUGAAAAAACUACGAUACUUCUACAUACCCAGUUCAGGAGACAUCAAGUGUAGCUCGGUGCAUCCGCAGUUACAACGCGCUAUGAAUCGUAUCGUGGAGCACUUUCAGGAAAUUGCUCCCGGUGGCGUAGAGAAGGUAAGCUUGAGAGGAACCGAGAAAACUACCAACAUGUGGCGCUAUUGGAUGACACAAGAACCGGCCAAUUUUGGCACCCUGCUAGGAAACGGAAAGCCACUCACACCGUUGGUUGAGUUAGCAAAGAAACUCGUCGGAAACAGUGAUUACACCUUGGCCUCCAUCUACUCGUUAAUCGAUAGCAUCCUGCCACAGGAGAAUGCGGAUAAAAUCAAAGAAAUCACUCGUCAAUGUGACCAGGAGCUAACGGAGCUGCUCGGAGACGAUGGCGUUUUGUUUUAUCACAGUACGACCCACACCGCACCGUAUCAUUAUUCUGCGUUCGUAAAUGUUUACAACUUCAGCUAUUGGUGUCUGUUCAACGUUUUGCAUGUACCGGCCACUCAGAUACCACUCGGUUUGGAUCCCGAUGGUUUGCCGUUGGGAAUACAGGUUGUAGCCAGCCGCAAACGUGACCGACAUUGCCUGGCCGUUGCCGAAGAGAUCGAGCGGAAGUUCAAUGGGCACAUCCCACCGUUUAUCAUCGAUUAAGACUGUAAGAGAGAUUCUUAUUUCUUAUUGUUAACUUGUUUCGUUGUUUUUAAUUAUUCAUAAGGUGCUACUAGGCUCCGGUGAUCAGGUGUUAUUGUACUGUAGGUGUAUGUUGAGGUAAACUCAAGUAACAUCAGUUAUUGUUUGUAAUUCAAUGUUGGAAUGGAACCAAAUAAAUAUGAUAUAUUACUAUAUAAACUUUUAUACCCA